Penicilliopsis zonata CBS 506.65 is the source of this 2871-nucleotide messenger RNA. RefSeq lists its product as hypothetical. NCBI's taxonomy places the organism in Eukaryota, Fungi, Ascomycota, Eurotiomycetes, Eurotiales, Aspergillaceae. Gene Ontology annotation, molecular function: protein binding. Bases 1 to 2871 code for a protein of 956 amino acids. The transcript has 3 exons. The record is from RefSeq and is a predicted model, not a curated record.
AUGGCAUCGGGUGCGUUGAUUCAGUCAAGUGUGCGGAGGACGGACCCUACGAUCACUCUCAAACAAGCCCUGGCAAGUUUCGAGGACGCUUUGAUGGACGAGCAGAAGGCACAGUAUCAGACCAGCACCACAUCCCCAGACGCUGCGAGUGUGAUCGAGUUUGUCGCCCAGAUCGAUGCAAAAAACAGUACGGUGAUGAGACGGUGUGUUGCACCCCGACUGUGCACAUUCCUGGAGGCAACUCAACAGUUCACCAGCGUGGUGGAUACAUUCGUCAGCUCCAAUCCUACAAUCGCCGCUCUCGUCUGGGGAGGUGUGAGAACAACCCUCCUGACGGCUAGCAAUGUUGCUGCAUACUUUGAGAAGGUCACAGGCAUGAUCAUGAGGAUUGGCAAGUCGUGUCCGACUUAUCAACAGUUUGGUCAGCUCUACCCGGGCUGUAUAGAUCUUCAGCGUGCCCUUUGCGAUUAUUUUGCAAUCAUCAUCCAGCUCUGCAUAAAGAUCAUCGAAGUCUCGCGGCGAAACACUGUGGCACAGACGUUCUCGUCUAUACUAUAUCCUUUUGAAUCCGAGUUCCAAUCGUUUCUCAAUAAUCUGCAGCAAGCGGAAAAAGAAAUACAACUACAGUUGUCCUUCGCCUCCAAGAAGUCCAAUUAUGAAGCGAGCAAGCUGCUUGAGCAGGAAGCUCGGGAAAACGUGGGCUUCCGACGAUCUGCAUUCGGGUUUUUCAAAGAAAGCAGUAAGGAGCAAGCGGAGAUGCACCAAUGGCGGAUCGAUAAGGCCAAAAGGGACGCUGCCAAGCUCAGAUCCAGAAUCCGCGAGAGCCUCUCAACCGUCAACUAUAUCCAACCGUGGAAGCUUGCCAAGAAGCAACACGUUCCUGGAACAGCGGAGUGGCUGCAGCAAGAGCUUGAUUUCGUUGCAUGGGAGGAUGAAAAAGGCAGUGCUAAUCUUUGGUGUUCGGGGACAAUGGGCAUGGGCAAGACUACCAUUGUGUCCAAUGUGGUUGCCUAUUUGCACAAGACUCGAAAGAAAGAUCACAUCAUAUCCUAUUUCUUCUGUAGGUCGGACGACGAAGAAUCUCGGUCAGCUCGAAGCAUCAUUGGGUGUCUAGUCCGUCAACUGCUUGAUGUCCGGAUUGGAAACGCUCGGAAUGAUGAUUUGGAAGGCUUAUAUAUGGACAGCCGUCAUCUGGACACGACCAACGAUGUUGUGAAUUUCGUUCUAUCCAAGCUCGAUGUUGGAAACAAGUAUUAUAUCAUUCUUGAUGGACUGGACGAAUGCGAGGAGGGAGAAGUUCGCGACGUGGCGCAGGCUUUGGCUCAAAUCAUCAACCACUCUACAAACCACAUUAAACUCCUCUGCUCGGGUCGUCCUGAGCUCGAGAAGCAGCUUUUGCGGGUCAUUACCCCCCAAUACAGGAUUCAGAUCACGGAAGAAAAAUUGCAGUCAGACAUGGAGCUGUAUAUUUCAAUGGAGUUGGGUCGCUGUCUGGAAGAGGAGCUGCUCCACCUCGGGGAUCCAACGCUGAUCCUGAAGAUAUCGGAAGCCCUACAGGAUGGAUCCCAUGGGAUGUUUCUUUGGACACGAUUUUUUAUUGAGGAACUAUGUACGCAGGCCUGCGACAGUGACAUCCUGGAGGCCCUGAAAAAUCUUCCGCAUGGACUUUCUGAGCUAUUUGAUCGCAAGAUUCAUCGCAUUCAGAAGCAAAAGGCGGCAAAGCAAGCGAUCAAAAUGCUCCAGUUUUGUGGAGUAGCAAAACGACCAUUGACAGCAAUGGAAUAUCGAGAAGCGUUGAGCCUUGAGCCCUACCAAAAGAGUCUCGAUCGGAGCAGGUUUCCCAACGACAUGAAUCAGAUUAUCAGCGACUGCUGCGGACUCGUCUUCAUGGAUGAAGAGGCAAGCACUGUGCAGUAUGUUCAUCAUAGCAUCAAGCAACACCUGUUCAGCCUGGCGAGUGAACACUCGGCAACCUUUGUAGCCACAACCCUCGAUCAACAUUUCGGUCUCCUCUGCAUGACCUAUCUUGAUCUCACCAACUUCAAGCAGCCUAACGAUGUAAACGGCCAAACUGCUCUGUAUGCAGCGGCGGAGGGUGGCUAUCUGAAUAUCGUGGACAGGCUUCUCAGAGCCGGCACGCGUAUUGAUACCCCCGUUACACGUGUGAAAGCCAAGCUUGAAUUAUACCCGGAAACAGGUCAGUUUCAAAUUCUGGAGAACGAUACCGGUUUUGGGCUCGAAAGUCUGAAAGGACGAGAAGCCCUCUCUGCUGCAGCAUGCAAUGGCCACCUGGAAGUAGUCGAGAGACUUAUGGCUGCUGGAGCUGAUGUGACACAAGAUCCUAUCCUAGAGCAAAGGACUCUUACAAAAGCGGCAGGAAACGGCCACCUGGAAGUGGUAGAGAGGCUUCUAGCAGCUGGAGUUGAUGCCAGACCAAAUAUCAUUAUAGGGCCGACAGCCCAUGCAGCAGCGGCAGGAAACGGUCACCUGGAAGUGGUAGAGAGGCUUCUAGCAACUGGAGCCGAUGUCAGACUAAGUCCUACCUUAGGUCAACUAGCCCUUAACGCAGCGGCAGGAAACGGCCAUCUCAAUAUGGUGGAAAGACUGCUAGAUACUAGGAUUAUUUAUGAUCCAGAUAAUACGUCGAAAUACCCUGCUGAUGGUGGACUCGUCAGUGCGGCAGAGAACGGCCAUCUAGAGAUAGUGGAAAAGCUUCUUGCAGCUUACGAAUUUGCCGGUAGGGAAUGGAGGAGAACGUAUCUACGACGGGCACUUGACGCAGCCACGACCCAUAAACAUUGGGACAUUGUGGAGAAAUUACGGCAAGCAGGAGAAUUAGAAAAGGCCUUUAGCUGGUUAAAGAGUUGGUGA